Molecule: messenger RNA, 2125 nt
Organism: Adelges cooleyi (spruce gall adelgid)
Lineage: Eukaryota; Metazoa; Arthropoda; Insecta; Hemiptera; Adelgidae
Exons: 2
Coding region: 715-2091 (458 amino acids)
Biological process (GO): protein localization to plasma membrane; GPI anchor biosynthetic process
Cellular component (GO): endoplasmic reticulum; membrane
Molecular function (GO): glucosaminyl-phosphatidylinositol O-acyltransferase activity
Source: RefSeq, a predicted model, not a curated record
UGUUACCAAGGACCAUUUUUUCCAUUAUACACUUUUUCCCACAACAACCAGUUAAUCUAUUAACUGCUUAACCUUCUAUGGCGAAAUUUGAUAUUGGAAAAAAUGGUCGAUGGAUCAACGUAUACAUUGUAUACCUCAAAUUUAAUUUAUACCCAAGGCAUUUUGUUCUUUGGAAAACGAUUACUUGGAUCAACUGUCAUUUGGAAUUGUUUACAUUUUAAAAAGUUUAUAAAUACCAAUCAACAGCACUAUUCCUACGUGAAGUUUUUUAUUUAUAUCUAUGAAAAAAAUAGUUUUUGGUAAAUUAUAAAAAAAUACAUUAGUUAGCAAUCUAGUUUAUUAUAUAUAUCUGUGGCAGUAUCUUACUCCUUAUAUUUUUAUAUAAGAACUCUAUAGUGACCGCUUUUUUUAUAGCUCCGUUUACCGUUAGCUCAUUAAGAAAGUAGCAACCAUUAUAUUAUAGAUUUAUAAAGUCGUAUUUCAAAAUUAUUAUCCCAUAAAUUCCCAUGUAAAUUUAUAUUAUCACGCAUAUUGUGUCAAGUGUUAACCAAUCGGCAAUUCGUCAACUAUCUACAAGUUUAAGCUACCCAUCAAGGCCUUAGAAGAUUUAAGGCCUCUACCUAUUGUAGAAGAUCGAAUUCCAUUAUGUACUUUAAUAAGUAACGGUUUACUUCAAAAUGUAGAUAAUGCCAUUGUUUGUAAUAUUAAAGAAAUAUGGACAUUGAAUACAAAGAUCUUCACAGAGAAGCAAUAUCCAACCAAACAGGUUCAUCACUAAUAGAAAUAUAUAUGACACUAUUUUCACUACCUGUUCAUGUGAUUUUAGUUGCUUGGAUAUCCAUAACCACUGAUUACUGCAUACAUUUAAAUGAGUUAACAAUCAGAAAGUUUUUAUUUGAGUUUAUGAUAUUGAUAUUUCCAAUUAUCUUAAAUUUCACAAUUUUUUCUAAUUAUGUUACUACUCAAUUUAUAAGUUACUUUAUUUUUGCUCUAUUUCCAUUUUGUUAUCUUUUAUUAAACCAUAAUUAUUUGUCAUCAAUCAACAUUAAAAUUAAAAGAAUUCCCUAUAUAAGUUUAUAUAGAUUUAUGCUAAACACUUACACAGUGUUUUGUAUUCUUGCUGUUGACUUUAAUAUAUUUCCAAGACGAUUCGCUAAAACCGAGAAAUAUGGUCACAGUAUAAUGGAUAUUGGUGUUGGAUUGUACGUGUGUUCCAAUGCACUUCUCUACAAUACACCAAAAGUACACAAUUUUCUUAAUUAUUAUUUAAAAAUCUUUAAACAAGUGUUACCAUUACUCGUUUUAGGCAUUGGUCGUAGCUAUUUUGUAAGUAAGGUAGAUUACAAUCAUUAUGUAUUUGAGUAUGGUGUUCAUUGGAAUUUCUUCAUAACGUUAGCAUUUCUUAAAAUUAUAAACUUAAUGAUACUACCAUUUAUUAGCAAGUGUUGUCUCCCUAUUUUAGCAACAGUAUUAGUUGUCUUCUAUCAGUUAUCUUUGAGCUUUGGUCUAGGGGACUGGAUUAUGAGUGAUGCACCUAGAGAUACAUUCUUUUCUGCAAAUCGAGAGGGUAUCAUGUCUACUUUUGGUUAUGAAGCAAUAUUUUUAUAUACCUUGUCUGUCAAAUGGCACAUGUCACAUUUUAUAAAAAAAGGAUUCUUGAUAAAUAGCUUGUUUCUUUUGCUUGAGAAUUUUAUUAUUGCUCUUACAUUAUUUUUUGUUACUAUUAGUAUGGAUUGUCUAUUUGGUGUUUCUAGGCGGCUAGCAAAUGCUGGUUACGUUUAUUGGAUAUUAUCGAUAUCUUCAUACUUAUUAUUUAUGUCAAUUUUUAUAGAAAACUUUAUUACUGUGCUGCUGCAUAAAUAUAAAAUGUUUAAUGAAUUUACAGGGUUUUCUUUAAUUAUUGAAGGUGUGAAUAAAAAUUUAUUACCAUUUUUCUUGUUCUCAAAUCUUAUGACUGGUGCUGUAAAUAUGUGUUUUUAUACAUUGAAAAUGAACAAUUUUAAUAGUUUAGCACUUUUAUCUCUAUACACGUGUGUAAUUUAUAUUACUGUAUACUUCUUACAAAAAAACAAAAUUAAAUUAAAACUUUAAAUAGAUGUAUAAUAUAUUUUAUUUAUUAUUAUAU